CUGUUCGACUUGUGGGUGGAGGCGGACCGCAGCGAGAGGCGUCUGCAGCGCCAGCUGGAGCAGCAGCAGCAGCAGCAGCAAGACGAGCAGCAGCUGCGGCGGCAGCUUGCUGCUGCUGCCAGCAGCAAAAGCAAAUUGCUGCGGGCUUCGCCGCUGUGGCGCAUUGGCCGCUUCUUGCUGGACCUUGUGCUGCUGUUUCAUUUGCGAAGAGGAGACAUGCUGGACUACGUGGAGCUGGGGCUUGGGGAAGAGACGGAGUGGCGGCUGGAGCCCGCGAGAGACAUGUCUUUGUUUGUGUUGAGUUUGCUGCGAGCAGCAGCAGCAAAAAGAUUUGGAAAGGAGACAGAAGUUCGCCUGUCUUUGCCUUUUCUCAAGGCCCUCAUCCUCGCCCUCAAGUCGGCCCACGGCAUAGAGGACUUGUGCGAGCGGCGGCGGCGGCGGGCGCGGCCAAAAACGUUUGCGACAAGUUUGUGCAGAGCAGCAGCAGCAGCAGCAGGAGCAGCAGCAGCAGCAGCAGGGGGCGAUGCAGCAGCAGCAGCAGCAGAAGCAGCAGCAGCAGCAGAUGGCUGGUGGGAAGACAGCGACGAAGAGGAGGAGGCGGAAGCAGACAAGGGCCCUGAGGUGUCCGUACACCCCACGGAGCCAGGACCCCACACAGAGGGACUCAAAAAAUAA
Messenger RNA from Eimeria tenella, 675 nucleotides. RefSeq lists its product as uncharacterized. The record is from RefSeq and is a predicted model, not a curated record. NCBI's taxonomy places the organism in Eukaryota, Apicomplexa, Conoidasida, Eucoccidiorida, Eimeriidae. The transcript is spliced from 3 exons.